AUGGUGUACCGAAUAAAAAAAUCAUGGGAUAAAGAUUUUCCAUAUUUUGAAAGGCCAAAAGCAAUCGGUUACUACAGUAUUGAUAGCUCAAGAUCAAUAUGUUUUGAUUCAUCUCAAUUGACGUAUUAUAACCCUCCUAAAAAUUGUGAAGUAAAUUUAAAUUUGAAUCAAGGAAUUGAAUCUGUACGUCGUAAAAUUAAACCAACAAAGCAUGAAAAAAUCGACACAUUUUUGCAAUGGAUAGUUAAUAAUACUGACAAAAUUCGUGCUAAUCCUAAAAGUGAACGAAGUUUACAACCAAACAUUGUUUGUUUUCGUGGUUUGUUAUCGCGGCUGAUGAAAACGGCAUACGAUGAAAGAGAAGGCUGGAUUAUAUGUGCGGCUAAAUGGAAAGGAACUAUUUAUUUAAUGGCUUUUGACACAGAAGCUGAAAAAUUUGAAAUACUCAACCAAACAGAAAAGGAUUUGCAGUUUUCAUUUUGGGGAUUUAAAUUUGAACAAUAUAUUCUAUCAGAUGAACCAAAUAAAUUGCCAGAUACUUCCAAGCCAGUGGAUGAACGAGAAGAAUUUUGUUGUGUAUUCCAAAGCCAUUUAAAUGAAAAUAAACUACUUUAUGCUGCUGAGAUGGAUGGAGUGUACUCGGACAAAUUGCUGUCAGAUCCAUUGCCGAUUGAAAACUUGAGAUUUAUUGAAUUAAAGACCAGUAGGUUGGUAGACAAUGAGCGUCAAUUUUCAAAUUUGAAAAAAUUUAAAUUUAUCCGAUGGUGGAGUCAAAGUUUUUUAGUCGGGAUUGACACUAUUUUAUGUGGAUUUCGAGAUGAUAAAGGAGUCGUGCGGCGUUUGAAAAACUAUCGAGUUGCGGAUUUACCAAAAAUUUCGGGAAGGUUUUGGAGUGCAUCAGUCGCAAUGAACUUUUGUGAUGAGUUUCUGAAUUACGUGAAAAAAACUGUUAUAAAAAAUUAUGACAAUACGAUCUACAAAUUUGAAAGGAUUCCGCACAGUUAUAUUGUCGUGACGGAAGUUCCACCAACUUCGGAAUAUGCAUUUUUACCUAAGUGGUUUUUAGAUUCUAUUGAUAAAUAA
Cotesia congregata is the source of this 1083-nucleotide messenger RNA. Lineage: Eukaryota; Metazoa; Arthropoda; Insecta; Hymenoptera; Braconidae. The record is from the annotation of a GenBank genome assembly.